This is a messenger RNA of Rhagoletis zephyria (snowberry fruit fly), 1545 nucleotides long. The record is from RefSeq and is a predicted model, not a curated record. Lineage: Eukaryota; Metazoa; Arthropoda; Insecta; Diptera; Tephritidae.
UACCUGAAAACCAUCAACAGUGAUAACUUUGAGUUUGAUGGCCUGACUGCACACCAACUUUUUGGAUCCGGAGAUGGCCUAACUUACAACGAUUUUCUGGUUCUUCCUGGAUACAUUGACUUUGCCGCCGACGAUGUUCAGAUUACCACGAACCUCACUCGGAAGAUUCAACUGAACGCCCCGCUGGUCUCCUCACCCAUGGACACCGUCACUGAGUCUGACAUGGCCGUGGCGAUGGCGCUGUGCGGCGGCAUCGGCAUCAUCCACCACAACUGCACGCCUGACUUUCAGGCCUCCGAGGUGCAGAAGGUGAAAAAGUACAAGCACGGUUUCAUCCGCGACCCGGUCUGCCUGACGCCCGACCACACCGUUCAGGAUGUGCUGAAGGUGAAGACGGACAAGGGCUUCACCGGCAUUCCCAUCACCGACAACGGCCAGCUGGGCGGCAAGCUGAUGGGCAUCAUCACCGCCCGGGACAUCGACUUCAAGACCAAGGAGAUCCUGGAGCAGCCGCUGGGCACGCUGAUGACCAACUUGAGCAGUUUGGUGACCGCCCAGGAGGGCAUCACCCUGGAGGAGGCCAUCACCGUCCUGGAGCGCACCAAGAAGGGCAAGCUGCCCAUCGUCGACAAGGACCAGCGCCUGACGGCGCUCAUCUCGCGCACUGACAUCAAGAAGCGGCGCGACUAUCCGCUUGCCUCGAAGGACGCCAACAACCAGCUGCUGGUGGGGGCGGCCAUCGGCACCCGAGAGGGCGACAAGGAGCGCCUGCGCAAGCUGGCAGAGGCCGGCGUCGAUGUCGUCAUCCUCGACUCCUCGCAGGGCAACUCCCUCUUCCAGAUUAACUUUCUCAAGUGGAUCAAGGUCAACUUUCCCAACAUUCAGGUCAUUGCCGGCAAUGUGGUCACUCAGGCGCAGGCGAAGAACCUGAUCGACGCCGGCGCCGACGCACUUCGCGUGGGCAUGGGCUCCGGUUCGAUUUGCAUCACCCAGGAGGUGAUGGCCUGCGGUCGGCCCCAGGCGACUGCCGUCUACAAGGUCUCCAACUACGCGCGCAAGUUUGGCGUUCCCACGCUGGCCGACGGCGGCAUCAGCUCGGUGGGGCACAUUCUGAAGGCACUGGCGUUGGGCGCCAGUGCCGCCAUGAUGGGCAGCAUGCUGGCGGGCACCACCGAGGCGCCCGGCGAGUACUACUUCUCCAAUGGCGUUCGCGUGAAGAAGUACCGCGGCAUGGGCUCCAUCGACGCCAUGGAGUCCAAGGACGGCGAGGGAUCUCGUCAGCGAUACUUUCAAGGUGAACACGAAGAUGUUCGCGUGGCCCAGGGCGUUUCCGGAGCAAUCGUCGACAAGGGCUCGGUGCAGCGUUUCAUUCCCUACCUGGUGAAUGGCAUUCGAUACGGCUGCCAGGACAUGGGCGUUCGCAGUCUGUCUCUUCUCAAACAGCAAAUGUACAGUGGCGAAAUCAAGUUUGAAAAACGAACUGCUUCAGCCCAAAUUGAAGGCGGCGUUCAUGGCUUGUACUCCUUUGAGAAAAAACUGUUUUAA